AUGUCACUCGACCACAACAGCACCACCGCCGCCACCGAGGAGAACCACGAGGCCGCAUCGAUGGACGUUGCAAGAGAAAUCGCUCAGGAUCGCAUGAGCAACCACGUCCGAAUGAACCAAGAGGACCAUCCCAAUCUCAGAGUACAAGUCCACCCAGACGAGCCGGACCAUUCGAAACCAUCGUCCCAGAGAACGCUAUCCGCAAAGCAGGAGCGCGAAGCCAAAGAUGGAGUCCCAACAACGGAACCUCAGCGCAAGGCCUCCCUGUAA
Messenger RNA from Cladophialophora carrionii CBS 160.54, 270 nucleotides. RefSeq lists its product as uncharacterized. The transcript is spliced from 2 exons. The record is from RefSeq and is a predicted model, not a curated record. The coding region runs from base 1 to 270 and encodes 89 amino acids. Lineage: Eukaryota; Fungi; Ascomycota; Eurotiomycetes; Chaetothyriales; Herpotrichiellaceae.